Messenger RNA from Sphenostylis stenocarpa, 879 nucleotides. The record is from the annotation of a GenBank genome assembly. NCBI's taxonomy places the organism in Eukaryota, Viridiplantae, Streptophyta, Magnoliopsida, Fabales, Fabaceae.
AUGGCGGUGGGGGCGGCGGUGAAUUGUAAUAAUAAACAGGUGUUGGUGGUGGCGGCGACGGUGGUGGUGGAGAAUUGUAUUGAACUGGGGGAGGUGGUGGUGAAGGUGAUGGUGGGGGCAAGUAAGGUGCAGGAUGUGGUGGUGGUGAAUGCUCCUCACAAGGUGGUGGCGAUGGUGGAGGCGGCGGUGGCUCUAUACAAGGUGGGGGAGGUGGUGGUGGUUCUAUACAAGGUGGAGGAGAUGGUGGUGGUGGUGGUGAAUGGACUGGUGGUGGUGGAGAGUGAACAGGGGGAGGUGGGGGUGGUGACAGAUAGGGAUAAACAGGCGGAGGCGGUGAAUGCGGUGGGGGCGGUGGUGAAUGUGGUGGGGGCGGCGGAGGCGAGUGCUGUGGAGGCGGUGGUGGACUAUAGUAGUAUUGCACAGGUGGUGGUGGGGAGAAUACAGGACUUGGUGGAGGUGGAGGUGAUGGCGGAGGCGGUGAAGGUGGGGGCGGAGACCUUACACAAUAUACUGGUGAGGGUGGUGGCGGUGAGGGGGGCGGUGGGGAAGGAGGAGGAGGAGGUGGUGAAUAGACAGGCGGUGGCGGGGAUGGCGGAGGUGGCGAUGGUGGCGGUGGUGAGGGCGGCGGAGGGGGUGGAGGAUAGACUGGCGGUGGCGGUGAGGGCGGAGGAGGUGAAGGUGGGGGUGGAGGGGGAGAAUAAACCGGUGGUGGAGGUGGUGGCGGUGGAGGUGGAGGCGAAUACACUGGAGGUGGUGGUGGAGGUGAGUACACUGGUGGUGGAGGCGGCGGCGAAUACACGGGCGGUGGUGGCGGAGGGGAAUGAGGGACAUAAACAGGCGACGGCGGUGGUGACGGAGGAGGAGGAGGAGGCAAGGUAG